ACCAUUUCUAUUGUCAAAACAAGCAAGAAGAAAAGAUAGACAUGGCCUCUAUACGUACUCAUAGUACAUACGACAGACAUGGGUAUACUUACUACCCUGUCGCUAUUAUAGGUGCCGGGGAAUCUGGAAUUGCCAUGGGAUGUCAGCUCAAACAACAGCUGAAUUUUGAUCAGUUCCGCAUAUUUGAGAGGAGAUCUGGAAUAGGCGGUACCUGGUGGAGUAAUAGAUACCCCGGGGUUGCUUGCGAUAUACCGGCAAUCCUAUAUUCCUUCUCUUUCGCACAAAAUCCCAAAUGGACAUCGAUGUUCCCCUCCGGAAGGGAGAUUGCAGCGUAUCUCGCCGAUGUGUGUGCCAAGUACGAAAUCGUCGACAAGCUCCAGUUUCAUACAGAGGUGACGGAAAUGAGAUGGUUGGAGGACGAAGAAGAGUGGGAGAUAUGUAUAACCCAUCUCGCGCCCGGAACAGGCGACUGGUCAGAGGCCGAAAGACGUGAUAAAGCAGCUACCGAGGUCCCUCAAAGUGUCUAUCUCGCAACUGAAAAGAUACGGGCAAAGAUCGUCAUCAGUGCCGUCGGAGGCUUGGUAGAACCGCAGGAGAUACCGAAAAACGUCCCGGGAUUUGACAUAUUUGAAGGUGAACUCACUCACACCGCAAGGUGGGAUGAGGAUAUCGACGUAAAGGGAAAGGAUGUGGUUGUUGUUGGCACCGGGGCUAGUGCUGCUCAGGUUGUUGUCAGUUUAUCGUCGAGUGACUACGGCGCCAAGUCGGUCACACAACUCCUGAGGACCGCGCCGUGGAUCAAACCGGACGAUGACGGUAAACAGCUGACAGACGAGACCCUACAGCAACUGUCAUGGUAUUUCCAGUACAUACCGGGAUUUCAACGAGCCUAUCGAUCGUUGGUCUUCUUUCUGCUUGAGCAUGAGUUCUUCUUGAUAUUCUCAAAUACAAACUAUUCCAGAAAGUAUCGAAAAGGAGAGGAAGAAAAAUACCGUCGUUUCUUGAAAAAGACGGCUCCAGCCAAGUAUUUGGAUAUGCUGACUCCAGACUAUGAUCUCGGGUGCAAGAGGCGGAUCAUUGGUAGCGACUGGUUGAGAAGCUUGCAUCGUCCAAACGUAAAUUUGACUUCUCGCCGACUCAAGAGCGUUAACGCUCAUAGUGUCACACUUGGCGCGCCAACUUAUCCUCGCAACGCUCAGAAUAAACAUGACGCCGAUGAAGGUGAAGUCCAGCUUCCUGCGGAUAUCCUGAUAUUGGCAAAUGGGUAUCGAACAAAUGAAUAUCUGCACCCUAUUAGUAUGAUCGGUCGAGGCGGCCGGAGCAUCCAUGAUGUUUGGAAAGAGAGGGGCGGUCCGCAGGCAUAUCUCGGAAUUGCAAUGGACAAAUUUCCCAAUUUCUUCAUGCUAUUCGGACCCAAUACCACUACCGGCCACACCAGUGUUAUCCUCGGAAGCGAAAACGCCAUCUCUUACACUAUGAGACUGGUCACGCCGAUUCUCAAAGGUACCGUGAGUACUUGGGAAAUAAAAGAAAAAGCCGAGUUGGAAUGGGCCAAUAAAGUCCAGGACGAAUUGAAGAAAACCCCGUUCAACAACGGUAGCUGUACCAGUUGGUACACAAAUGACAGAGGCUGGAACUCAACCUCAUAUCCCUUCUCCCAAAUUGACUACGGCCUGCGAUGCAUGUUCCCAGUUUGGAAACACUGGGAAAGUAAGCUAACCACCGAAGGUUUGAAACAACGAAGAAGGAAGGCCUUGCGUCGUAGCAUUGCACUGGUUUUAGCGGUAACAAUCUACUUCUGGGGAAGAAGGAAUCCGUCGGGAGUGCAGACUGUCAAAAUGACUAUAACUCAAGUAUUUUCGAAGGUGUUGGUAUCUGCAGGUCGUCUGUUGCAUAGCAUAGCGUCUUGACUUGCUCCUUCAAGAUAGUGUAGUAUGAAUUAACAGUAGUAAUAUCGGUA
Messenger RNA from Talaromyces stipitatus ATCC 10500, 1960 nucleotides. Its product is annotated as flavin-binding monooxygenase, putative. The transcript is spliced from 3 exons. The record is from RefSeq and is a predicted model, not a curated record. Lineage: Eukaryota; Fungi; Ascomycota; Eurotiomycetes; Eurotiales; Trichocomaceae. Bases 42 to 1910 code for a protein of 622 amino acids.